Molecule: messenger RNA, 1153 nt
Organism: Oryza sativa Japonica Group (Japanese rice)
Lineage: Eukaryota; Viridiplantae; Streptophyta; Magnoliopsida; Poales; Poaceae
Product: dof zinc finger protein MNB1A
Biological process (GO): regulation of DNA-templated transcription
Molecular function (GO): DNA-binding transcription factor activity; DNA binding
Source: RefSeq, a predicted model, not a curated record
UGGUGAAAACACACCGUAGAAAUGGCCGAGACGCGACGCGACGCGACCUGCUCCCUCCACCGACUCCCGUGGCAGCGGUCGCCUUAAGAGCGGGAGCGGCUACACGGCUACGAGGACGAACACCUCGCCUGCACUGCACCGACGAGAGAGCGCGCGCGCGUGUUCGUCCGAGCUUUUCUGCGGGCGCGCAUGCAGGAGGCGGGGCGACGGCCGGCGCCGCAGUUCGCGGGCGUGGACCUCCGCCGGCCGAAGGGGUACCCGGCGGCGGCGCAGCUGACGCCGGCGGCGGAGGAGGCGGCAGCCGGCGUGGGCGACCCGUGCCCGCGGUGCGAGUCGCGGGACACCAAGUUCUGCUACUACAACAACUACAACACGUCGCAGCCGCGGCACUUCUGCAAGUCGUGCCGCCGCUACUGGACCAAGGGCGGCUCCCUCCGCAACGUCCCCGUCGGCGGCGGCUCCCGCAAGAGCUCGACUUCCUCCUCCUCCGCCGCCGCCGCCGCCGCCUCAUCGUCGUCGUCGCCUUCUUCGCCAGCCAAGAGCCCCAAGCGCUCCAAGAACUCCAAGCGCCGCCGCGUCUCUCCGCCCCCUCCUCAGCCCGUGCCUGCGCCGCCGCCGCCCACCACCGCCGACGCUGCCGACGUAGCCGCACCGACGGCACCAGAAGCCACAACCAAGAAAGCCCCGGAAGACCUCACCGCGGCGGCAGCGACACAGCCGGCGGUGGCGCUCGGGCUCGGCGUCGCCGACGGCGGCGGCGGCGGGAAGGAGCACCUGGACACGAGCCCGUUCGAGUGGCCGUCGGGCUGCGACCUCGGGCCGUACUGGCCAACCGGCGUGUUCGCCGACACCGAUCCAUCACUGUUCCUUAACCUGCCAUGACAAGCCUCUCCCGGACGAACGAGAGGAUGGUUAGCAAAAAACUUCCAAGUUUUAUCGAUCAAGUUCUUGAUUUCACCUCUGCUCCAUCUCAGUUUCAUCAGAUUCUAGUUUAUUUUCCAAUCCAAAUGCUAACUUAGGAGGAAGAUGAACGAACUAUGUAAUUAUUAAAUCUGAGCUACAAGAUUUAUUAUCACUUAAGUUUGCAAGGAUAAUUAUCUCCGAUGUAUGUGUGAAUUUGUUAUUGUAUUAAAGUCGGCGAUAUCACCCAUCA